CUCAAUCUCUCAAUCCCUCAAUCUCUAUCUUUUCUAUCUAUCUUCCUUUCUUCCUACACAAAUAACCAACACAAUGGCUUGGGGCUGGGGCGAAUCCGACGACGCUCACCGUCAGGUGUACGACAACGAGAACAAGCACGAGAGCCACCUCUCCCACGAGGUUCUCGCCGGUGCCGCCUCGUUCGCCGGUAUGAAGGCUUUUGAGGACCACCAGCGCAAGCAGGGCAAGAACGUCUCCCACUCCACCGCCAAGGAGGUCCUCGCCGGUCUCGCCGGUGCCGAGGUCGACAAGCUCGCUGAGACCAAGGGUCUCGACCAGGCCGACAAGGUCAAGGCCCACCACCACGCUAAGAAGAACGCUGAGCACAUGUACGAUGAGCACUACGUUCAGGGCCACGGUGCCGAGGAGUACAACCCUGGUCAAUACCAGCCUCACAAGAGCUUCUCUGGCCGCGGCUGGUAGAUUUGAGGUUGAUUAGGAU
This is a messenger RNA of Aspergillus glaucus CBS 516.65, 482 nucleotides long. RefSeq names its product DUF3759 domain-containing protein. The transcript has 3 exons. NCBI's taxonomy places the organism in Eukaryota, Fungi, Ascomycota, Eurotiomycetes, Eurotiales, Aspergillaceae. The coding region runs from base 74 to 463 and encodes 129 amino acids. The record is from RefSeq and is a predicted model, not a curated record.